Molecule: messenger RNA, 1986 nt
Organism: Rotaria socialis
Lineage: Eukaryota; Metazoa; Rotifera; Eurotatoria; Philodinida; Philodinidae
Source: the annotation of a GenBank genome assembly
AUGGCAGCGCUUCAAGAAUUUCUCGGCGAUUUAUCUUUGAAAACUAGUGAUGAAAUAGCAGACGUUGAUACAGCAUUAGAACAACUGUUAAACAAAGUGCAACAGAUUUGGAGCAAUAAUGAUAAUCAUCAAGACGUUGUUACUCAAGCCGUAUCAUUAUUUAAUCAGUCGAUUGACAUCGUCGACAAAAUAACUUUUACUAAUAGCAAGGAUUUACAAACUCUUGUCACAUUACUUGAACGUAUUGAAGCAGCAUUUAGAAAAAUCAUUUACAUGGAUGAUGAACUGAUUCUCCUACGCAAAAUUUUCUUUGCACUAUUCGACUUACUCUCAAAACCACAAUUUUGUGCAUAUUUGAAAGAUGAUCAACAUACAAAAACAUCACACAAAGAAGCCUAUAGAUAUAUAAUCGCUGUACUUAUAAAUUUACUUCGUCUUAGGCUUGCAGAUACUCCAAUGGUGGUUGCAGAUAGUACUAUACGUAGAUACACUGAUAUAUUAAGCGCCAUGUAUAAACGAGUACAAAUUAAUAUAAACCCCAAUACUUACGAUAAGCAUACAGUAGAUAAAAUCGUAUCAUUCUUGUUCAAAGCUAUACUAGAAUGUUUGACAUUAAUAGAUAUAAAUUCAAAAGGAACAACUCUAUCAUUUAUUGGCAUUAUUCAUAAUAUAUCUCGACAUGAUAAUGGAGCGGCUGAAAUCAACAGUUUGGAUGGUCUUGCGAUUCUCAAGAAUUUUCAAAACAAUAAUAGUCAUACAUUGAAUGAUACUAAUAAUCUUCUCAUAUCCAUGGCGAUUGCUCUACUUUCUACACCGAAACAAAUUCGCUCAGAUAACAAACGAAUGAAUAGAAUUCUUAAUCGAUUAUUGCAAAUUACUAUGGAAGCGUCCGAGACAGAAAAUCAUCGAAAUAGAGUUGGCUUCCAUAUAUCUGAACCAUUAGGUGUACUAGCCAAAUUGUUAGUAGACGAUCACUCGCUUGAGUAUGUUCUCAGUCACGCUGAAACUGAUCCACAACUUGAUGUAACAUCGACUAUUGACUUGUUCGUUAAAUUGUUCAUCGAAUUUCGAGAUCAUUAUAAAACAAAGCUUCAGCAAAAUGAAGAGUUUUUCAAAACUGUUAAGAGUUUAGCGAUGGAUAGUAGUGAAACAGUGACCGUCGAUGACUAUGUGCCACGUUCGAUGGAAAGCAUGAGAAAAGCUGCUAAUGGUAUUCUCUACAACCUUAGUGAAACAUUAAAUGAUAAAAAAGUUGAUAUUACAAAUAAACAAUCAGUGUUUAAUACUGGAAGUGAAAAACCAAUGAUCAUGAUUAGCUAUGCUCAUGCUAAUGAUCAAUUUUGUGAUAAGAUUCUUGCUGAAUUGGCGAGAAAAGAAAAUCUUUUUAGCAUUUGGAUCGAUCGAGAUCAUCUUUCGUCGAAUGAAGAUUUAUGGGAAAAAAUUGCUCAUGGUAUAAAACAAUCAUACGUGGUCUUAUGUCUUCUCUCACAAGAUUAUUUCAACAGUAAAUCAUGCCGUAAAGAAGCUUCGUUUGCAGUCAAGCGGAAAAAAGAAAUUAUUCCUGUCUAUAUUGGUGAACCAGGUGAUUGUGAUUGGCUUGACAUUCAUAUUGCUGAAUUGAAAUAUGUUCGUUUCAAAAGCAACACUAAAAACCUUGACGACGAAAAAGUUCAAGAACUAUUGAAAACGAUUGAAGCUACCAUUAAAAUAGUGCGAAUGCAAGCAAUACCAGAACCAACGGAACAACAUAGUAUACCGACGCGAAUUCGAAAAGAAAUCGAAACAGUCCAAUCGACUACAUUCAAUGUAAAUAAGCCGCUUGAACAGUGGACAAUCGAUGAUAUUCAUUCAUGGUUUAGUAGUUACAAAGUUCCAGAUAAUCUUGUAAAACUAUUUGAUUUUCAAUCAGUUCAUGAAAUGCACGAAUAUGCUGUGAAACUAGAAACUGAUCCGAAAAAAAAAUUUAUCAAAUAUGAAAAACGAUAA